AUGUUGGCAAUCGAUACCGAGCCCAUAUCAACAAGCGGUCCGAAUAGAAGAGCAGGGGAUCUGGGAUUAUUGAAGGGCGUGAAACUCAUUAUAAACGAAGUGGCAGCCUAAAAACCCUCACUAAAAUCCUAGAGGAACAGCUGCGUGUUUCUGAUUCUUUCAGAUAAUAGCUGCAAAAAUGUACACAUCGAGGAGGAAAAUCCAAAAGGACCAGGGUGUGGAACCUAGUGAAUUUGAGGACUUGGUUGCACAGUCAUUCUUUGAUUUGGAGAAUACCAAUCUGGAGCUGAAAAGUGAUCUAAAGGACAUUUACAUUAAUUCUGCAGCUCAAAUUGAUGUUUCUGGCAAUAGGAAGGCUGUGGUCAUUUAUGUCCCUUACAGGCUGCAGAAAGCUUUUCGAAAAAUCCAUCUGAGGCUUGUUGGGGAAUUGGAGAAGAAGUUUAGUGGGAAGCAUGUAGUCUUGAUUGCUGCUAGAAGGAUCCUGCAUCCUCCAAAGAAGGGUUCUGCUGUUGUGCGACCCAGGACCCGCACUCUCACAGCAGUUCAUGAGGCCAUGUUGGAGGACAUUGUUUACCCAGCAGAAAUUGUUGGAAAGCAUGUUAGGUACAGAGCUGAUGGUUCCAAGAUAAUCAAGAUUUUUCUUGAUCCAAAGGAGCAGAACAAUACUGAAAACAAACUAGAGACCUUUGCUGGAGUCUACAGAAAGCUUUCUGGUAAAGAUGUGGUGUUUGAAUACCCUGUUAUUGUUUCUGCAUAGAGAAAAAUGUGUUUCUUUUCUCCUCUGCCUUGAUGGCUGGGGGUUAAUCUGAGAAUUUUGGAUACACAUGGUUUUUUUGUAGGCUAAGAAUUUUAGAUAUGAUACCUACCUAAUAUUUGAUAAGUUGCAUCAUCAAAGUGUUACUUGGGAGUAUUAUAUUGUUGGUGGUUUUGUCUUAAUUAUACUUUAAUUGAUG
Molecule: messenger RNA, 953 nt
Organism: Vitis riparia (riverbank grape)
Lineage: Eukaryota; Viridiplantae; Streptophyta; Magnoliopsida; Vitales; Vitaceae
Product: 40S ribosomal protein S7-like
Exons: 6
Coding region: 179-757 (192 amino acids)
Biological process (GO): ribosomal small subunit biogenesis; rRNA processing; translation
Cellular component (GO): 90S preribosome; small-subunit processome; ribosome
Molecular function (GO): structural constituent of ribosome
Source: RefSeq, a predicted model, not a curated record